GGAUCAAAUAUCUAAAGCACCCGUAUUAGAAUUAUGGCAUGCAAUUUCCUGCUUCUAAAACUUACACAAGCCCAAUCGUGAAUCCAAUUCUUUUCAUCCAAACCAAAAAAAAAAAAAGAAUUUUGUAUUUUCAGUUUGCUCCUCAAUAAAAAGGUAACGCUCUGUUUGUUCCUUGCUCGGAUGGCAAAAGCAAUGGGUGUAUCAAUUUCUUCGCGUAGAGUAUUUGCUCUUGUUCUAUUAUGGCUCCUCGUGGCAUCAACCUCCAUAGUCCGCGCCGAUCAACUUUCUUUAGUUGUAUCUCAGUCUACCACGCUGCAGAUCUCUCCAGGAAUAGUAGUGGAAAAUUCUCCUGGCUCUAAUCCAGGAACUAAAGUCAUUUGUGAGAGAGUUCAGAUCCAUGGAUUGUCGAGGCUAAAAAGUCUGAGAAAGUUUGCCCAUUCAGUGAAGGUAAAUGUAUCAUAUCUGAAUCCAACUGGGCGUCCACCUAAUGCUGAGGUCUGUUUCCAUAGGAAUCAAUCCCUUGCAAUUGGGAUGUGCCCGUCAGGCCAAUGGAUGAAACUAACCAAGGGUUCAUGGGUGAGAUCAAUGUCACCUUUUGAUCACAGGUUUUUGGAUAUUAGGAUGGCAAGCUCAUCUAAGGAAACUUUUCAGGUCUCGCUGCAUGAAGAUUUUUUUUUGUAUCGUGUUAUGUUUCUGGUACUGGGGAUAUUGUUACUUACUCUGGCAUCCUUCCUUAGCAAGUCUCUAGUAUUUUACUAUGGUGGUGCGAUGGCAAUAGGGGUUUUGCUUGUGAUCCUGAUAGUCCUUUUCCAGGGAAUGAAGCUUCUUCCGACUGGUAGGAAGAGUUCACUAGCAAUAUUCUUGUAUUCAUCCAUUGUUGGUGUAGGCUCUUUCAUUCUAAGCUAUGUGCCACAACUGUUGCGUUCAAUACUCAGCGAGAUUGGUAUUAGUGAAGACAUGUACAACCCUCUGGCAAUAUUUCUGCUGCUUUUCCUCGCGAUUGCUGGAGCUUGGUUGGGGUUUUGGGUUGUUCACAAACUUGUACUUGCAGAAGAUGGAUCCAUUGACAUCGGAGUGGCUCUCUUUGUUGGUUGGUCCAUUCGUAUUAUCGCUUCUGCGUUGAUUCUUCAGUGUUCUGCGGAUCAUUUACUGUGUGGCGAGGCAUGGAUAUGUGGAGUUCUCAUGUCAGCAAUCUUGAGGAGAUUAUGUCGUCCCAAAUAUGUUCUGCGCUUUUUCAAGAAAUUAUCACAAAUAGACACGAGUUAUCUCUGGGAAUGUCAGGAUUCGUACACCUCACCGAUAAAGGGGCCAUAUGAUUCCAGGAUUUUCAAGACAAAUCUAAAUGGCACAAUGAGCCGAGGUUCUCCUCUCAAGCCACGAAGCUUCUUGUCAGAAAAAGAUACAUUCUUUUCUACUUUCCAUAACACUCCUGAACGGAAGAAGCUUUCGAAGGAUGAGUAUGACAAGUUAACUAAAGACACCACAAAGAAGGCUAUGGAAGAGCUUGUUUCUUCCCCAGAUUUUAGCAAAUGGGCCGUUGCUCAUGCUGAUAGGAUUACUCUUGCUCCAAAGAAAGAGACAAGUGCUAGGCAGAGAAGGUGGUACCAAUGGGGACAGUAAAAUGUGAUUCUAGUAGGUGGAGAGCUUAGGUAUCCAAACUUGUUGCAACAUUUUCCUCGUUCACUUAGGUAGUAUUUCCUUUUAGGAAGGCAUGUAUUACGGUGUAAUUCCCCUUCCCCCCUUCCCCCCCAAAAUGAAAAAAGGUACUUUAGUGUGUAUUAUGGUGUGAUUACGUUCUUGUUAGUAGCUAGUGUAACCUUAUUGACUUCUACAAGGCACUGAAACUGACUGCUACAAACACCGGUUGUUCUUGUUUGCUGAAUGUAACAACUGGAUGAUGGAGAUGACAUUUUGCAGUGUAAAUGUCGCGAUGCUUUAUUUGCAGCUGGCUUCAAUUGCCAUUUA
Messenger RNA from Capsicum annuum, 1965 nucleotides. RefSeq lists its product as uncharacterized. The record is from RefSeq and is a predicted model, not a curated record. NCBI's taxonomy places the organism in Eukaryota, Viridiplantae, Streptophyta, Magnoliopsida, Solanales, Solanaceae. The transcript is spliced from 10 exons. The coding region runs from base 181 to 1620 and encodes 479 amino acids.